Molecule: messenger RNA, 723 nt
Organism: Penicillium verhagenii
Lineage: Eukaryota; Fungi; Ascomycota; Eurotiomycetes; Eurotiales; Aspergillaceae
Product: putative flavoprotein
Exons: 3
Coding region: 1-723 (240 amino acids)
Biological process (GO): coenzyme A biosynthetic process
Cellular component (GO): phosphopantothenoylcysteine decarboxylase complex
Molecular function (GO): FMN binding; phosphopantothenoylcysteine decarboxylase activity
Source: RefSeq, a predicted model, not a curated record
AUGAAUUCAGCCUCAUUCUCAGCAAAACAGUAUGAAGAUGAUAAGAAAUUUCACAUAAUCCUUGCAGCCACUGGCUCAGUCGCCACUAUAAAGCUUCCCAAUAUCGCCGAGGCCUUAUGUUCCCAUCCGUCUAUCUCAUUACGAAUAAUAGUAACUCAAUCAGCUGAAAGAUUUCUCUUUGACCAAAGCCAUGAGCAGCCUGCUUUGGAUAGCCUUCAGCAGAUCAAGGGAGUGGAUGCAAUCUACCGGGAUGACGAUGAAUGGGCAACACCAUGGACUCGUGGAGCAAAUAUCUUACACAUUGAAUUACGCAAGCUAACGAUCAACAAGUGGGCACAUAUGUUGCUGAUCGCUCCCCUAUCAGCCAAUACAAUGGCGAAGAUGAGUGUGGGCAUUGCAGACAACCUCCUACUGUCGGUGGUGCGGGCCUGGGACACAACUGGUCUGGUCGAUCAAGAUUUCAAGGCUCAAAAACCACGGAUUUUCGUGGCCCCUGCCAUGAAUAGCGCCAUGUGGCAUCAACCAAUCACACGGCAGAAUCUCGGCAUCCUAAGAGACCAAUGGGGAUGGAGUCCCACAAAUCCGGCGGGAUGGGUGACUGUACUUCCCCCGAUAGAUAAGCCUCUUGCCUGUGGGGAUGUGGGGAGUGGUGGAAUGAUGGACUGGAGAGAUAUUGUCCGUAACGUGGAAGAGCACUUGGGUCUCUCAGUGGCUCAAUCUUGA